AUGUUUGCAUCCGGUGUUGUGAAGCUGACCAGCGGCUGCCCGACGUGGUGGCAACUUACGGCGCUGCAUUACCAUUUUGAAAGUCAGUGUAUUCCAACGCCGCUCGCCUGGUUCGCACAUCAGAUCCCUGGAUGGUUUAAGCAGUUGUCUGUACUUGCAACAUACAUGAUUCUGUUACUAUUGUCUCCAUUCAUGCUGCUUCCCGUCAAGCACCUGCGGUGGUUAGCCUUCCUCGGACAGGUGAUAUCUUUUGAGAAAUUUGUCCUUCGGAAAAGUGGUCCGUGGAAAGAGUACGAAUUUUUGUACAAGGUUGGAAGCGUGGCCCGACGACCUCCUGUCAACAUCCCUCACCAACCCCGAAUCGAUUGGCAGCUUUGGUUUGCUGCCUUGGAUUCGUCUUAUUUAAAUGAUCCGUGGUUUAUAAAUCUGGUUUAUCGACUGUUUACAAAUUCAACGGAAGUCUUACACCUUAUCGAUCGAAAUCCAUUUUUAAAAACAGCGCCAAAAUUCUUGAGAUCCAAUCGUUAUCUGUACCACUACACAACUUUUUCAGAUUUGAAGUACCAAAAUUGCUGGUGGUGGCGAGAAUUCGAUGGUGUUUUUAUGCCGGUCCUUGCACAUGAUAACCCACAUUUGAAACAAUACUUAGUGGAAUCUGGAAUGGUUCUCGAGGUAACUCGUCGUUUGAUUUUCUGA
This is a messenger RNA of Soboliphyme baturini, 696 nucleotides long. Lineage: Eukaryota; Metazoa; Nematoda; Enoplea; Dioctophymatida; Soboliphymatidae. The record is from the annotation of a GenBank genome assembly.